Molecule: messenger RNA, 450 nt
Organism: Camellia sinensis
Lineage: Eukaryota; Viridiplantae; Streptophyta; Magnoliopsida; Ericales; Theaceae
Source: RefSeq, a predicted model, not a curated record
AUGGUUGUGAACUUGGAUAAUGGUGAUGGUGGUGGUUCUAGUGUUGCGGAAGAUGAUCUAGGAUCCCUUAACUUGGAACGAGCUAACCAAAGCCCUAUUGCUCUGUUUCGGCCCAACAACUAUGAGGAUCCCUUGGAAGCUUUGACCCAUCUCAAACAAACUUCAACAAUUGCUAUCUAUCAAGAAGCCUUCAAGAUGCUCUCACAUCAGGUGGCAUACUUGGGACAUCUUAUUUCCUUUGUAGGAGUGGCCGUCGAUCUAGAAAAGAUUAAUUCAGUUCUCAAAUGCCCUACCCUCACUUCGACUAGAGGGGUUCGCGACUUUCUUGGCUUAGUUAGAUACUACCAAAAAUUUAACAGUGGUUUUGGGGAAAUUGCUGCGCCUCUCACUCGAUUAUUGUCCAAAGAUGGGUUCCAAUGGACUUCUGAGGCUGCCACUUCAGUCCUCUAA